CUCAAUCAUAGAAAUAGUAAUCAAAUAAUUAGAAGGCGUCAAAAAAAUCAUGUCAAUAAUCGACGUCAACCUGGUCCAAUGCAAUAUGUAUUUUAUGCCAUACUUAAUACCGAUUUGCAUAUGAAUCGAGGAACAGCAGCGGCAAAUAUAGCAGUUGGUUUAAUGCUCCUUUAUAAUAUAAUAGACACUGACCAGGUGAAAUGUCAAUAUAUUGAUAGCUGGACAAAGAAUGGACAAAGAAUAGUAAUCUUGAAGGGAUAUGACCACAGACAUUUGAAAUACCUCCAACAGGAAGUAAAAUUUAUAGCACUCGGAACGUACGCAGUUCGACAAAGGUGGGGACGGAAUAAAGCAAUCAUGGUAUUAACUGUUUUUGGACAAAAAGAAGAUUUGGAAGAUGUUUUCGAAGGAUUAACAUAUGUACGAUAG
Messenger RNA from Bombus impatiens (common eastern bumble bee), 429 nucleotides. RefSeq lists its product as uncharacterized. The annotation marks the transcript as partial. Gene Ontology annotation, molecular function: peptidyl-tRNA hydrolase activity. The record is from RefSeq and is a predicted model, not a curated record. The transcript has 3 exons. Lineage: Eukaryota; Metazoa; Arthropoda; Insecta; Hymenoptera; Apidae.